Nematostella vectensis (starlet sea anemone) is the source of this 5448-nucleotide messenger RNA. RefSeq lists its product as uncharacterized. NCBI's taxonomy places the organism in Eukaryota, Metazoa, Cnidaria, Anthozoa, Actiniaria, Edwardsiidae. The coding region runs from base 91 to 4473 and encodes 1460 amino acids. The record is from RefSeq and is a predicted model, not a curated record. The transcript is spliced from 14 exons.
GUUGCGUUCCCAUAAUUCGUAAUAACACAGGAAGCCCGGUUAUUUUUUAUCCAGUUACGAAACUACACAGAAACCGAAAACGCAUAAAAAAUGGCGCUUCCAGGAAGUCGAAUUACUAGUCGAUUGCCUCAGCACUUAGAGGGUUAUUUGACAGCACGCUCGAAAUCAGGACCAAAGUUCCCCUCCAAAAAGUCGUAUUUUGUGCUUCAAGGGGAGUUAUUGCGUUGCUAUGAUAGUAAAGAGAGCUACGAAAGAUCAAGUAAAGUGAAGGGACAGAUUUGCCUGGAUGAGGUGUGCAGUAUAUCAGAGAGUCUGGUAUAUAAAAAGUCUAGUGCCACUGAUAUCAUAAAGCUAGUCCUUCUUACUGGAGGGGAGAUCAAUCUGAAUGCUGAGGGGCAGAUCUGGCUUUGCCAUCCCUACUGCCAUCCCUUUAUGGCAGAGAUUAUUUCGUAUUUUUAUCAGAAUAAUGAUGAGGUCAAGCGAUGGGUGAGAGGUUUACAGCAGUCAAAGGAAAUUUGGAAUGAACUCAAGAAAAGGCAAAGAGAGGAGUCUAGCAGUGUGGAUACAUCAUUAGAUGAAAGUCUGCAUUUUACACAGAUUUGUUUUGACAAUGAGGCAGAGCAAGCAAAUGAUCCUAGCCUUAUCAAAGUUCAGAUUGACAUGUGUAAAGACGGAUCCUUCACAAUCUUUGUCCCGCCCACCUGUCAAGUGCAUGAGCUGCUGAACUGUGCAGUUGACAAGAUCCCCAUAUCAAACUGCGACAAAUGUCAGACGUGUCAGCUGCGCUGUCAGAUGAUGGAGCUAUGGAUGCUGGAUAACACUGGACAAGCCUGCAGACUUGAAAGUGGAGCAAAGAUCAACGUCGUAUCUUCGCCUCGACAUUUCUACCUACUGGAGCAUAACUAUAAACUACUAGUUGUGCAUUUCGAGGAUGGGCGCUUCUCCGCUAAACCAGUUGCAAUGCCCAUCAAGGCCAAGCAAGUUCCAGAACUGUUUCUAAGUGACCUUGGUCUUGUGUGCCCUGACGAUUUCCUGCUCUAUUUGGAACGCCCGUCAAAGAUAGCGACCCCGUUUGACCCUGACGAUUGUCCUUUGUAUUGUUUCUGGGAAUCCAAAAACGGAAGAUGGUCGCAACCAUCUAUUAUGCCUGGGCGACUGUUGCUCAAACGAAGAGCUCUGCAAGUUAUUGACCAGUAUGACGUGCGAAUGAGGCAACAAGAGCUUCGGCUAAAAAAGAUAAUCCAAGAUAGAAGGAACCAAAAAGUUCUUAAACAAAUUGAGAGGCAAAAAUGCCAACAACCGGGAAGACCAAACGUCCCGCAACAGCUUCGUCACCCCAUGACCUCAUGGGGUCCUCUUAUCGAUACCUCGGGACAUGACGAGGAUAGUCUACCCUGCGAGGAUACCGAUACAGCGAUACGGACCGUGCGGACACAAGCCAUGGGUUCCCCAGGAAGCAGCACCCCUCAUGGCCAGCUCACUGUGCCGUUUGGCUUACCCGAUGAUCUAGACACAUUUGUUGUUAUCGAGAAGCCGAAAGCCGCCGUAAAAAAUACGCAACCGUCAAGUGUAACGCAUAUUGUUCAUAAACAACCAGCUCUUUGUUGUUUUGAAGAACCUGCUCCUGUUCUGGACGCUUCGGAUUGGUGUGUUGUUGAUAAGACUCAAACAAUUCAAAGCUCUGAUUCUGGGACAGGAUCAAGACAACAGGGUGUUGGCUACGAAGGUAACAGUGGUAAAAAAUCAGGGACAUCUGCGAGACAAAUGUACAAUCACCACCAUACCGGUAAUAGAGAGGGUUUCAGUUGCCAAAAGUCUGGGUCAUUAGCGAGGCAGUCUUAUACGCCGCCGUGCGAUCGCCAUGAUACCGGAAGUGUUAUUGAAAAGAAGGAGCAAGUCGAGUUGGCAGAGGAGGUGCAGGAGGACCCCCGCCUUUACAUCCGUAGAACUUUGGGCAGGCGAGGUGGGAUGAGACGAAAAUCCUCCGGAAAGUCUAUAGAGUUGACAUCCAAUGCUACAAGUGUUCAAGAAAAAAGAUCGCCGCCACAGGGUGACCGUAAGAUCGCAGACUUCUCAUCAAAUGAUUCAAGUGUCCAUGAACAAAGACCACCGUCACAGGGUGACCGUGAGAUCGCAGACUUCUCAUCAAAUGAUUCAAGUGUCCAUGAACAAAGACCGCCGCCACAGGAUGACCGUGAGUUGGCAGACUUCUCAGCAAAUGAUUCAAGAGUCCAAGAACAAAGACCACCGUCACAGGGGGACCGUGAGAUCGCAGACUUCUCAUCAAAUGAUUCAAGUGUCCACGAACAAAGACCGCCGCCACAGGAUGACCGUGAGAUCGCUGACUUGUCUUCAAAUAUGGCUUUGAAACUCAACGAAAUGAUAUGUAGACCAGGUGAACAAAGUCAUGACAAACUAUCGAAAAAUUCACGUGCCAUUGAUGCUUCUGAAAGCCAAAAAGAAAUUAAGACGGGCGGUGACUUCCAUGGGGAUCGUAAGUCGGAAUGUGUGACACAGUCCGAGACCUUCGAUGGAUACAUAGGCCAACCGUCAGACGUAAAGAGCUCUAAAAAUCAUCCUAGAACCCGAGAUAGUCAAGCUGAUCUUCAUUUAGCAAACCAUACCUUAUCCAGUCGUACUGCUAUACUGAGCAAUCAAUUAAAAGAUUGUCAGUUUAAGGCACCGAAUUCUAAUGCUGAAAUGAAUAUAGAUCCUGAAUUUGCGAACUCUACUGGAAAUUCAGAAAGCUUGCCUGGGGAAAAUAUCGUUUAUGAAUUAUCUUGUCCCAAAGAAGAAGAGAAAAAAGAUGCGUUCAUUAACAAUAGUUCGUUGGAAGGCACGUCAAACAACCAUCCUUCAUCCUACGGAACUCAGGGCAGUUCAAAUGUCUCCACUGUCGAAUGCGCAAAAAGUGUGAGUUUGCUUAGCAGAGGGUAUGACAUAUCCAAGGGGCGUAUGAUGACACAGGACAUAAGGCAGACAGACAUUGAGAGCGAGUCCUGUCGGGACGGGAUCGGAAUAUUGUCAUUAGAUGGGUCAUAUGACAAUCAAUCCACUUCAACAAAUAAAGUUGACGAAGAUGAUUCUUGUCCAGAGGUUUCAGCACCGUCGCGAACUCGUCAUACCUGUGAACUGUACCCUGUGACGACCCCGUACAUUCUACGAAGCAUUCUACAGCAAUACGCCAGUACAUCACAGGGGGAGGAAGAGGUUGGGGUCGAGCGGCCUCCGAGGGCUUUAUGUGUUGAUGGAAUACAUAUCUCACAUCGUAACGGCGAAUGGACCUCCGACCUUUGCACAGUCGAGAGUAAUGGUACAUCAAAUAUCACUGAUGACUGUGAGACAUUUGAGCUGAGUGGAGGACUCUUAGUGUUAUACCAUACGGUCAAACGCCAGUGGUCUGUGAGGCACAGAAAGAAAAGUGAAGUUAUUGCUGAUGAUGAAAAACAGGUUGGCGCGUUAGUAUUAGUUACUGAGAGUAAAGAAACUUCGGAGCAGACACGUCGUUUGGAGUCCCUGCACCCUCGACUAUUGGUGGAUGGUGCUGAGACUAAAGUAAACUUGAUAAAAUGUUCUUCAUCAUCUUCGUCAACGUUAGAGCCUUCAUCAGCUUUUUUGCCCAGAGAAGAUAAUGAGAUUCGUUGUGUUCCAAGCUCUGAUAUCCAAGACAUGCGGCUUGCGAUUAAUGCUUCUGAAGAUUUAUUGGACGGUGUCGAACGUUCUUCUGACUCGCAAUUAGCGUCUGUGUCCAGUGAAUGUAACACCCCUAGUGCGUAUCCCUUUAGGGGUCCGCCGAGGACUAUACUUAAUGUGGGCCAAAGUCUAGACCCUAAUCAGGAGUCACGCUCAGAAAGCGAAGACUUGAAGCUGAACCAUAGGAGCGUUGAGAACAUAACGAGAGAUCCACGAGAUUUCUUGGAAAUUCAAUUCCUGGAAGACGCUAUCCAGAAAAUAUUUUACCACUUAGAAAAACAGGAUGACCUUCCGAUAAAUGCCCUGGAUGACAAGCAAUAUUCAGUGACUAGGAAGUUAGUAUGUGGAUCGCUCUGUCCUGCCCUAGUAUCACUCCUGAGCCACGGUGCUAAACGGAGGUGGACGCUUAAGGGCUACGUGACCUACUCUGCCUGGGACAUUAUCAGUGGUGUGUCUAGCAAAGGGAGACUCUCCCCUCUCAUAAAAAGUAUCGUUGAAAUUGGCCCGCUAUCGAGUGACUUGAGGUUUCACCUCUUUGUAUGCGGAGCUCUGAACAAGGGCUCUGACAUGUUGGCGGUGUGGUCGGAGGAGUUACAGGGCAGUAGGCACUUGCUGCUUGAGUACUUCACGGAGGACUCUGUACUGGUGAGGACGCUGCAGACAUCUUGCCUGGAAGAGGUCCUGUCUCGGCUGAGCUACUUGCCAUUUCGACUCACCUUGUUCGAGGAGGUAAGGCGGCAAGUUCUCGCGUCAGGACAGACAGCAUUUGUUUUCGAGUAAAAGGAGAAGGUCUUGUCAAGUUGAGCGCCUUGCCUUGGUCGAGGAGGUAAGGCAGUGAGUGCUGACGUGUGGAGUAUGUACGCAGCUGCUUUGUCUCCUAUUAUCUUUGUUCUACAAAGGAGUUCUUUUGUCUCUAUUCUUCUCGUUCUUUGUGUCGAGGUGCGGAUAUUGUUCAUUUGCCCAAUCAAGCUGCAGCUUGUAAAAGCUGCGUACUGACCCGACGUGUGACGGCAUCAAUAGAAAGGUUAGGUAUAUGUAUACCAUAAUACAUUGUUUUAUCCCAAGUUUUCAGAUUAAGUGCUCUUAGAUAUUUAGGAGUCACUUAUCUGGAAAUAUUCUUGGUCGCCGUUGCCCUCUGUCUAGUUAGUUCUGGUAUUCUGACUGCGACGCCUCGGUUUACUUAGGAUAACUCAUAUCAAUUUUCCGCUUAGAGUUAACUAAGGUAGCUUAAAUGGUGUAGUUAUGGUGAUAAUUUGGAACUGACAUAUCUAUAAUGAGCAGUUUCCACUGAGUAGAUUGUUUGAUAUUUUAUGAACGGAUGGUCAAUAUAAUCAAUAUAAUAACUAUAAUGUAAUGAAUAUAAAUGUUAUGAAUAACACUUGCAUGUGACGUCAUGUGGUGUCAGAAUCUGGCCGUCGUUACCAGGCCAUACUCUGGAACACACGCACCUUGUAGGCCAGAAUGUCUUGGUUUUAGUGGUCGCUAAAGAGAAGGCGUCUUGCGAAAUUAAAAGAGUAAGAUUGAAUAUUUUAGAAUAGAAUAAAAAAAUUGAAUUUGCGAGUGUUUUAUUAUUCACUUAGCGGCGAGGUGCAACUGCUUUAGGCAUGAGAAUGAAAUUAUUUCAGUCGCUUACUGUAGGCUAUAUUACUAUGGUCGUUGUUAUAUAUUAGAUAGAUAUAGAAGUGCUAUUUUAUUAUUUAUAUUAUAUACUUUUUUUACUUUAAAUAAACAUGAUAGUUACCUUUUUCUUGGAAA